AUUCUAAGAGAAAAUGCUGCGAAAAGAUAAACAUUUCGCAUAUAUUCUGCUUUUGGAAUAUUUUACGAUAUGUGCAGCAUUGAAAAAUGAAGAUAGCGAGUUGGACAAUAUCAUCCAAAGUAAAAACAUUCACAUAGUCGAUCUACAAGGGAAUCUGGGAUCUGUGGAAAUAAACGCGACAUAUAAGGACAUAAGAACAAUAAAUAUUGCAGGCAAAUCGAAUGAAAGUCUUUUAUCGGAUUUCAUCGGAACGAAUCUGAUGCAGUCUCCGGUAGCUCAAAAAGAAGAUCUUACAGCCAUCAUAGGACAGUUACAGGCUCAAAUAAAUAAUUUGAAUGCCUCCGUGCUCUACUUAAAGAAUUUGAUCUCAAUGAAAUUUGAAGAAAAGAAAGCAACUAGUUGUUCUCUCCACAAUAUAUUCGAUAGUGAUCAAUUGAUAAAUGUGCCUGGAAUCGCACCUUUUGUCGCUCUUUGUCAUGCUCGCGGAGCGGAAGCAGGCUGGAUUGUUAUACAGCGCCGCUUCGAUGGAAGUCUAAGCUUCUACAGAGACUGGACCGCAUAUCGCAAUGGCUUUGGGUUCUAUAAUGGCGAGUUCUUUCUAGGCCUAGAAUGCAUUUACCGCCUGACUAAAUCCCGGCCAUAUGAACUGUAUAUAGAGCUCGUUGACUUCAACAACCAAAUGUACUACGCACGAUACGAUUCCUUUCUUAUUGGCAGCGAGGAGGAGCAAUAUAUGCUGAAGUCCCUGGGGGCAUACAGUGGCAAUGCUGGCGAUUCAUUAAAAUAUAAUCUUUAUGAUAAAUUCUCAACCUACGACAAUGACAAUGAUAGAUGGCCGAGAGGCAACUGUGCCAACUAUUACGAAAGUGGCUGGUGGUACAAUUGGGAUGCAAAUAGUAAUCUCAACGGAAGAUAUUUUAAAAGCGGCGAGAAAAAUGUAAAGGGCAUUUGGUGGUACACAUUGCGGGGCUACUACUCGUUGAAAUCUGUGAAAAUGUUAAUCAGACCAAAGUAUACACUAGUGUGACUAA
Drosophila novamexicana is the source of this 1031-nucleotide messenger RNA. Its product is annotated as angiopoietin-related protein 1-like. The transcript is spliced from 3 exons. NCBI's taxonomy places the organism in Eukaryota, Metazoa, Arthropoda, Insecta, Diptera, Drosophilidae. Bases 14 to 1027 code for a protein of 337 amino acids. The record is from RefSeq and is a predicted model, not a curated record.